AUGCAAAUCUUUGUGAAGACCCUUACUGGGAAGACUACAGUUCUCAAGGUUGAGUGUACUGACACCAUUAAGGAUGUGAAGGCCAAAAUACAGGAAGGCAUUCCCCCUCACCAGCAAAGGCUGGUCUUUGCAGGCAAGCAGUUGGAAGAUGACCGAACCUUCUCUGACUACAACAUCCAGAAAGAGUCCACCCUUGACCAUGUCCUGGGUCUGAGAGGAGGAAUGCAGAUAUUUGUGAAGACACUCACUGGCAAAACUAUCACCCUUGAGGUUGAGGACAGUGACACGGUGGAGAAUGUGAAAGGCAAAAUCCAGGACAAGGAAGGUAUUCCCCCUGAUCAACAGAGGCUGAUAUUUGCUGGCAAACAGCUAGAAGAUGGUCGCACCCUCUCUGACUACAACAUACAAAAGGAGUCCACCCUCCAUCUUGUCCUGCGGCUGCGAGGUGGUAUGCAGAUAUUUGUGAAGACUUUAACUGGCAAGACCAUAACUCUUGAGGUUGAAGAAAGUGAUGCUAUUGAGAAUGUCAAAGCCAAAAUCCAGGACAAAGAAGGCAUUCCCCCUGAUCAGCAGAGGCUGAUCUUUGCUGGGAAGCAGUUGGAAGAAGGCCGCACCCUCUCUGACUACAACAUUCAGAAGGAGUCCACACUCCAUCUUGUCCUUCGUCUACGAGGUGGCAUGGAGAUUUAUAUAAAGACUCUUACUGGCUUCUGCAUUACUCUUGAGGUUGAGGGCAGUGACACAAUUGAAAUUGUUAAAGCAAAAAUCCAAGACAAGGCAGGUGUUCCCAUUCAUUUACAGAGGCUGAUUUUUGAGAGUAAACAGUUGAUGGAUCGCUGCGUUUUAUCUUCCUGCAACAUACACGACCAAUCUACCAUUCAACUUGUGCUCCGUUUGUUGGGCGGCAUGCAAAUCUUUGUCAAGACCCUCACUGGCAAAACCAUCACCCUUCAGGUUCAUGCCAAUGACACCAUUGAUAAUAUCAAGGCUCAAAUUCGUGAAAAGGAGGGCACUCCCCGAGACCAACAGAGGUUGAUAUUUGGCGGUAAACAACUGGAAGAUGAUCGUACCCUCUCUGAUUACAACAUCCGAAAAGAGUCCACCCUCCACCUUGUACUGCGCCUGAAAGGUGGAAUGCAAAUCUUUGGGAAGUCCAUAACUGGCAAAACAUUCCCCCUUGAUGUUGAGCCAAGGGAUUGUGUUGAGAAUCUGAAAGUCAAAAUCCAAGAUAUUGAAGGUAUUCCCUCUGGUCUGCAGAAGCUGAUCUUUCCUGAGCAACAGUUGGAAAAUGGCUGCACCCUCUCUGACAGCCACAUCCAAAAGGAGGUGACACUUCAUCUUGUUUUACAUAUAGGGGAGGGCAAUCAAAUCUUUGUGAAGACUUUAACGGGUAAAACCAUCACUCUUAAGGUUGAACCUAGUGACACAGUCGAGGAUGUGAAGAUCAGAAUCCAGGACAAAGAAGGCAUUCCCCCUGAUCAACAAAGCCUGAUCUUUGCUGGACAGCAACUGGAAGACGGCCGUACCCUCUCUGACUACACCAUCCAAAGGGAGGCAAUGCUCCAUCUUGUCCUGCGUCUCCGGGGUGGUAUGCAGAUAUUUGUAAAGACUUUGACUGGUAAAACCGUUACUCUUGAGGUUGAAUCUAAUGAUACAGUUGAGAAUGUCAAGACCAAAAUUCAGGACAAAGAAGGCAUCCCACCUGAUCAACAAAGGCUGAUCUUCGCUGGAAAACAACUGGAAGAUGGUCAUACUCUUUCUGACUAUAACAUCCAGAAGGAGGCUACACUUCAUCUUGUCCUGCGUCUAAGAGGUGGAAUGCAGAUCUUUGUAAAAACUUUGACCGGUAAGACCAUCACACUUGAGGUUGAGUCUAGUGAUACGAUUGAGAAUGUAAAGACCAAAAUCCAGGACAAAGAAGGCAUUCCCCCUGACCAACAAAGACUGAUAUUUGCUGGAAAGCAACUGGAAGAGGGUCGUACUCUAUCUGACUACAACAUCCAAAAGGAAGCUACACUUCAUCUUGUCCUGCGUCUACGAGGAGGCAUGCAAAUCUUUGUGAAGACUUUGACUGGUAAAACAGUCACUCUUGAGGUUGACGAGAGUGAUACAAUUGAGAAGGUUAAGACCAAAAUCCAGGACAAAGAAGGCAUUCCACCUGACCAACAAAGACUGAUCUACGCCGGAAAGCAACUGGCAAAAUAUCGUACUCUCGCUGAUUACAGCAUCCAAAAGGAAGCUACACUUCAUCUUGUCCUGCGUGUACGGGGAGGCAUGCAAAUAUUUGUCAAGACAUUGACAGGUAAAACUGUGACUCUUGAGGUUGAGGAUAGUGAUACUGUUGAGAAUGUCAAGACAAAAAUCCAGGACAAAGAAGGAAUUCCCCCUGAUCAACAAAGGCUUAUCUUUGCUGGAAAGCAACUGGAAGAUGGCCGUACCCUUUCUGACUACAAUAUCCAGAAGGAGUCCACCCUUCACCUUGUCUUGCGGUUACGUGGUGGCAUGCAGAUCUUUGUCAAGACGCUCACUGGAAAAACCAUCACCCUUGAGGUCGAGGACAGCGACACGGUUGAAAAUGUGAAAGUCAAAAUCCAGGAUAAGGAAGGCAUUCCCCCUGAUCAACAAAGGUUGAUAUUUGCUGGAAAGCAAUUAGAUGAUGGCCGCACUCUCUCUGACUACAACAUACAAAAGGAGUCUACUCUUCAUCUUGUCUUGCGUCUAAGAGGUGGGCACUAA
Nerophis lumbriciformis (worm pipefish) is the source of this 2736-nucleotide messenger RNA. The record is from RefSeq and is a predicted model, not a curated record. NCBI's taxonomy places the organism in Eukaryota, Metazoa, Chordata, Actinopteri, Syngnathiformes, Syngnathidae.